This is a messenger RNA of Oncorhynchus kisutch (coho salmon), 2549 nucleotides long. RefSeq names its product isochorismatase domain containing 1 (gene isoc1). The transcript is spliced from 5 exons. The coding region runs from base 49 to 1053 and encodes 334 amino acids. The record is from RefSeq and is a predicted model, not a curated record. NCBI's taxonomy places the organism in Eukaryota, Metazoa, Chordata, Actinopteri, Salmoniformes, Salmonidae.
AUAUUCAGCGCAAGAGGACAACAUAAUAACACAACGUCGCAGAUAGAAAUGGAAUGUAUAGGCCUGACACUAGGCUACUCUUCCGGUCUACAAUACAGACCUAUCUGUUCUACCGAUCGCUUUUCCAGAUUCUGCACAGUUGCGCCCUCUCUGAAUGACCCACGCGUCUGUACGCAUUCAGACGACACAGCUCCUGGAAUCAUGGCGGACGGUCACAGCAACAACAAUCAUGUCCCUGUUUUGCUUUCAUUUUCGGCGUUUUCGCGGCCGUCCUCUGUGCCUGUUGGUUCUGGAUAUGAAGUGCUCAUUCAAAAGUUUUUGUCAAUCUACGGACGCCAGAUUGACCUCCAUCGUAAAUUCAUGAUUCAAUUGUAUUCGGACGAGUGGGCACAGUACAUUGAUUUGCCGAAAGGAUUCAUCAUAUCUGAGAAAUGCAAGCUACGAUUUGUACCUUUGGAAACGGAUGUGACAGUACUGGGGAACCUGAUCCCUGCCACCACGGUUUUCUUCUGCUGUGACAUGCAGGAAAGAUUCCGCCCAGCUAUCAAGUACUUCGGUGACAUCAUCAGUGUGGGACAGAGACUGCUUCAGGGGGCUCGUAUCCUGGGGAUUCCCGUCAUCGUGUCGGAGCAGUACCCCAAAGGCCUGGGUAGCACUGUGCAGGAGAUGGACCUUACUGGAGCCAGGCUGGUGUUCCCUAAGACCAAGUUCUCCAUGGUGCUGCCUGAGGCUGAGGCAGCCCUGGCCGACCUGCCGGGGGUCCGCAGCGUGGUGCUGUUCGGGGUGGAGACCCAUGUGUGCAUCCAGCAGACAGCCCUAGACCUGCUAGCGAGGGGUUUCGAGGUACACAUGGUGGCAGACUCCACCUCAUCCCGUAGCAUGAUGGACAGAAUGUUUGCACUGGAGCGAAUGGCUCGCACCGGGAUCAUUGUCACCACCAGUGAGUCUGUCCUCCUCCAGCUGGUAGGCGACAAGGAGCACCCGAAAUUCAAGGAGAUCCAGAAUAUCAUCAAGGCCAGCGCCCCCGAGUCUGGCUUGCUUUCUAAGGUCUAGACUAAGCCACACAUGGUCAAAAAGGAAAAGGUAGAAUGUGUCCUUAUCCACUUAUCCCAGAUACAGCUCGGGGCGGCAGGGUAGCCUAGUGGUUAGAGCAUUGGACUAGUAACCGAAAGGUUGCCCCUGAACAAGGCAGUUAACCCACUGUUCCUAGGCUGUCAUUGAAAAUAAUAAUUUGUUCUUAACUGACUUGCCUGGGAAAAUAAAGGUAAAAUAAAUAAUUUUACCUUUAUUUAUUUAUGUUUAUAUUCUUGUAGUGGCUAAGGAUAGAACGUCUAGAUCUGUGGUUAAAUUAGUAUGUCAUGGUUAAGGUUAGGAUUGAAGGGUAGGGAUAUCUGUGGUUAGGGACAACUUCUACCAUCAAGCAGUGACAGAGAACCAAGAGGAAUCGAGAGGUUUAAAGUGGCAAUCUGCAGUUGCUUAAUAUAUUUUUGGAGUUAUAAUUGAAUUAUAUGUACCCAUUGAUUCUUGAAGAAUAUAACUUGGAAAUGCCUCAUGACCUUAGUUCAGCUGUCACAGUCCAUGAGAACCCAAAAUAUAACCGUAUUUUAUUCCAAUGUUUGUAAACAACAAUAUAUAUAUAUUGCAUCCAUAGCUCUGUCUAUGGAUUUGAGUGGUUAUGUUUCACCAGCCCCUCCCUUAUCUUUUUUUCUGCUGAUUUGAUGCUUUAAGGUGAAUUGGGGGAUGGACCAGUUUUCUUUCAGUCCUGGUCUGGGAAGGGGAUGGACCAGUUUUCUUUCAGUCCUGGUCUGGGAAGGGGAUGGACCAGUUUUCUUUCAGUCCUGGUCUGGGAAGGGGAUGGACCAGUUUUCUUUCAGUCCUGGUCUGGGAAGGGGAUGGACCAGUUUUCUUUCAGUCCUGGUCUGGGAAGGGAAUGGACCAGUUUUCUUUCAGUCCUGGUCUGGGAAGGGGAUGGACCAGUUUUCUUUCCGUCCUGGUCUGGGAAGGGGAUGGACCAGUUUUCUUUCAUUCCUGGUCUGGGAAGCUCAUUGCGUAUGCAGUAUUUCACUCCAGCUGGAGUAAAUAUUGUGAAAAUCCAACCUUGUUGUCGGGAAGGACUUGUCUGGAACUGGAAGUGCUCAUUGAGGUGAUGUCGUAGGACCACUACAUUUCCACUGACCAGUUUCAUGUGGGUUUGAUAAACACCGGGUCUCAGACUAGGUUUGGGAAACCUUGGCUGGGCUUAUUUGUGUACCAAUGAUAUUUAUGCACUGAGCGUUCCAGCCUGCCCGAGCGCAUGGGGGAUUAAGUGCUUGCUUCAUGUGACUGGUAUAUUGUAUGUGAGUCAGGGUAUGAUGUAGAAAAAUGAAUAAAUAUGAUAUAUUUCCUAAUGUAUAAUUCCUGUUUCCCUUUUUUGUCAACAGCUCACAGCAUGACAGUAAUUCGGGAAUUGAACUUCCUCAUCUAUUUUUACUAUGUGUUCAGUGGCAUGCCGUAUUCUCUUAUCUGCCUGUAAUGAAAAGGGGGAAAAUAAAUAUAAGAAAUUGUUGAGA